CAAAAACAACAAAAACCUUUAUUUACUCACGGUUUAGUUUAAAGCAACAGGUUUGCUUGGGGAGCCGUGUUUACACUAAAAACAGAAAUAUGUACAGUAAUAAUAUGAUAAUUCUACAAUUCUAACAAUUCUACGAUUCUACCAUAAGAGGAGGUAUGAUUUUAUGCUUUUAACAGACAGAUCUAUCUAAGGCCUUUUUUCCAACCAACGCCUUUUCGCGCUAAUGAGCCUUCCUCUAUAAUGUCAGUUCUUUAAAAUGUCACCUUUCUACUUGAUGUCCAGUGUAUCGAUAUGUUCUGAUAAAAAAAAAAAUACAACUUGCCCUAUCUCACGAAAUGAAAGCAUUUUUUGUUGAAACUUUAUUUAUUAUUUUUUUCUUUCGUGUUUUGAUUUUAGUGCCAGAUGUAGAUGAGUGCCAGAACCCAUCAUCUUGUAUUUCACCAGCCACGUGUAAGAAUACUCACGGCUCAUAUUUUUGUCAGUGCCCUAGUGGUUACGUCUUCAAGGCAGGAUCAAAGAAAGAGUGUCAAGACGUGGACGAAUGUCAGACGGACCCCUACAGAUGUACCUCUCCAUCUCAGUGUAUGAACACUGACGGCUCUUUCUAUUGCAAAUGUCCCAGCGGUUACAGAAAGAAAGCAGGAACAUUGGAUCAAUGUAAAGACAUCAAUGAAUGCAGAAACUAUCCUUGCGACAACGGCAAGUCAACAUGUGAGAACUUAGUUGGAAGCUAUCGCUGCAACUGUAAAAAAGGUUACCAGAAUCUGGAUGCCAAGCAGUGUAUAAAUGCGAAUGAGUGUAGGCUGGGCACAGACACUUGUAACACCACCUCUUCGCGAUGCAGGGACACUGAAGGAGACUUUUAUUGCCGUUGUAAAGAUGGCUUUACUCAGGGAGUUAAUAACAAGAUCUGCGAUGCCAUUGCAUGCGUUCCCUUGAGUACCCCGGCUGGAAGCACUUUAGAACCAGCACGAUGCAUUCAAGCCAAUGCCAAUAUUUAUGGCGACAAAUGUGUCAUGACAUGUAAAGCAGGUUACGUCAUCGACGACAUUCAGCACGGAGUGCUUACUUGCGGAAGUGGUUCAAGGUGGGAGGGAAACAUUGGCAGAUGCAACCCUGUAGCAUGUCCAGCCCUGUCCGCCAUUUUAAAUGGAAGAAUCUUCCCGUCGACGUGUUCAUCAACUGGAGGAAAGUACACAGAGACGUGUAUGUACAGCUGUGACAGCGGGUACUCGCUGGAGGGUCAGUCGAGGAGACAGUGCUUAGCGGACGGAAAUUGGGAUGGAGCUCCACCUUCUUGCAGAAAGAUUGAUGUGAAGCCAUGGAUUGUGUGUCCUGAUAACAUAAAGCAAGAUUUACAGCCCAGCAAGAGCACUGCUGACGUCAGCAGCGUGUGGAAGGAACCCACUUCAAACGUGAAGCAGAUCACUAUCAAUCCGCCUGAAAUCUCUUCUAGUUACCAGUUUCCGGCGGGUGAAACGAAGGUGGAGUGGACUGCGACUAGCCCCGCAGGAUCGGCAAGCUGUGCGAUUUAUGUUACGAUAGAAGGUAAAUAAAUACGUUAUUUCAUGUCUUAAGCCAUUUAGGGGUCGGAGCGUUGGUUCGGUCUUUAAAAUUUAUUUCCCCCCCCUCCCCCCUCCGCCAACCC
This is a messenger RNA of Orbicella faveolata, 1648 nucleotides long. RefSeq lists its product as uncharacterized. Gene Ontology annotation, molecular function: protein binding; calcium ion binding. The record is from RefSeq and is a predicted model, not a curated record. Lineage: Eukaryota; Metazoa; Cnidaria; Anthozoa; Scleractinia; Merulinidae.